CCAUCCCCCGCCGCCCCGGCGCCAGGCAGCCGGCCGGCCCGCGCGCCAUGGAGCAGACGUACGGCGAAGUGAACCAGCUGGGCGGCGUGUUCGUGAAUGGCCGCCCCCUACCCAACGCCAUCCGCCUGCGCAUCGUCGAACUGGCGCAGCUGGGCAUCCGACCCUGUGACAUCAGCCGGCAGCUGCGCGUCUCCCAUGGCUGCGUGAGCAAGAUUCUGGCGCGCUACAAUGAGACCGGCUCCAUCCUGCCCGGGGCUAUCGGGGGCAGCAAGCCGCGCGUCACCACCCCAAACGUGGUCAAACACAUCCGGGACUACAAGCAAGGAGAUCCUGGCAUCUUCGCUUGGGAGAUCCGCGACCGGCUGCUGGCCGACGGUGUCUGCGACAAGUACAACGUGCCCUCGGUGAGCUCCAUCAGCCGCAUCCUGCGCAACAAGAUCGGUAGCCUGGCGCAGCCCGGGCCUUAUGAGCCCAGCAAGCAGCCGCCGCCCCAGCCGGCGCUGCCCUACAACCCCAUCUACCAGUACCCUUACCCCACCCCCGUGUCGCCCACGGGCGCCAAGAUGGGUGGCCAUCCUGGGGUCCCCGGCUCGGCAAGCCACGUCAGCAUCCCGCGGUCGUGGCCCUCGGCGCAUUCCGUCAGCAACAUCCUGGGCAUCCGGACGCUGAUGGAGCAAACAGGUGCCCUGGCUGGGAGCGAAGGCACCACCUACUCCCCCAAGAUGGAAGAGUGGGCUGGGGUGAACCGCUCGACCUUCCCCGCUGCCCCCGCGGUGAACGGGCUCGAGAAACCGGCCUUGGAGGCGGACAUUAAGUACACCCAGUCGGCCUCCGGGCUCUCCGCCGUCGGCGGCUUCCUCCCGGCCUGCGCCUACCCAGCCUCCAAUCAGCACAGUGUGUACAGCGCGCCGGCAGGCGGCUACCUAGCCCCAGGCCCGCCUUGGCCACCCGCGCAGGGACCCCCACUGGCGCCGCCCGGGGCCAGCGUUUCAGUGCACGGCGGGGAGCUCGCCGCCGCCGUGACCUUCAAGCAUCCCAGCCGAGAAGGCCCUGAUCGGAAGCCCCCUAGUCCAGGCAGCAAGGCUGCGGACACUCUGGGUAGCUUGCACGGACUGCCGCUUCCGGCCUCCUCCUCCUAG
Molecule: messenger RNA, 1139 nt
Organism: Octodon degus (degu)
Lineage: Eukaryota; Metazoa; Chordata; Mammalia; Rodentia; Octodontidae
Gene: Pax1
Product: paired box 1
Exons: 5
Coding region: 48-1139 (363 amino acids)
Biological process (GO): anatomical structure development; regulation of transcription by RNA polymerase II
Molecular function (GO): RNA polymerase II cis-regulatory region sequence-specific DNA binding; DNA-binding transcription factor activity, RNA polymerase II-specific
Source: RefSeq, a predicted model, not a curated record